AUGUCAAAACUGAUAAGAAAUGGAUUCAUGAUAGUAGUUUUGGGUGGAGCAACGGCUUCGGCCGAAGACGGGUGCCUCAAAUCAAUUGAAAUAAGCCGAAAUGGCCAAGCUUUCGAACCUCAGAAGUUCUCGCUCCAUGAAAAGCGACGAUCUCCAGCUGUAUUCUAUCGUGACUCAAAGAUAAUUGUAGCUGGAGGGUGUAAAAACAAAGGAGAACAUCUGAAUUCGAUGGAGAUUAUCGACAAGAACAACGUCAACACAAUAAAGCCUAAUGUCUUUGAAGAUGGAUUCAGCUGCUCUGCUUUUUGCGUAGAUAAGGUAGACAAACAGUUUAUAUUAAACUAGAAUUGACGUCAUUAUAAUCACAAAUACUAUGUUAUACUAACGUGCAGAUAACAAACUGUUUGCAGAAUAACAAUGGCCUUGUUUUCGGAGGUUUCAACCUCACCGGGUGCUUAAACUCCACGUACAAAUUGUUCAAAGACAACGUGGAAAAAGGCACAAACCUUUCGACCGAUCUGAAAAAUGCGACAGCUGUGACAACCAAUGACAACAUUGUGUACAUUAUUGGAGGAUGGGACGGGAAAAGAACAUUGGACACUGUGUUUACAUACAAAGAAGACAAGUUACAGUACGAGAGCAGGCUACCAUAUUCUGUGGAAGGUCAUACGAGCACAUAUCACAACGAUUUCAUAGUUAAUAUCGGAGGAUUUGAUGGCAUAUCAGUCAUCUCAACCAUAUCAAUAUAUAAAGUCAAAACCAGAAAAACCGAGAUGCUGGAGACAAAGCUACAGAUAGCCAGAGAAAACCACAGCACAGUAAUAUUCGAGCAAGCUGGCACUACAAUAAUAUUGGUAAUGGGCGGAUGGGAUGGUCAACAGGCUCUUAAGCACUGUGAGGCCUUCAAAGUGACCUCUGAGUCACCGUAUUUGACGUCAAUCGAAUGGAGACAUAAUCUGAACGAAGCUCGGAACCGACCGGCAGCUAUUGUUAUACCAGUUCAAUUGUAA
Bursaphelenchus okinawaensis is the source of this 1010-nucleotide messenger RNA. The record is from the annotation of a GenBank genome assembly. NCBI's taxonomy places the organism in Eukaryota, Metazoa, Nematoda, Chromadorea, Rhabditida, Aphelenchoididae.